GUAGCUGUUAAAAACUAAUAUACGCACGGUUACCUCUCAAAUAGUUAAAUUUAACGGUUGUUUUUAACAGAUUUGGGGGUCAGGGUUACAAAUUGAAAGCUAAUUGAAACUUAGGGUUACAAACUGUCACGUUUCAAAGUGUGUGGUCUAAUUUGCUAAUGAGCCAAAAUCUGUGGUUACAAAGUGCAAUAAGCUCAAAAAUGAACGAGCAAACGAAAGAAAUCCAGGCGGUAUGAUAAAAUCCAGCAAUUGAUGUUACGUAACGUAUAACUGAACAUCGUCAUGUAUUUGCUCACAAACCCUAGAACCCAACAAUCAUCUUUAUCCCUUUACUCUGUUAAGGCGGUUCCAUGGCCUAGAAAGCUUAGAAGAAAAAAAACCACCAAGUGUUCGACAGAAUGCCUCACCGAACAAAACCCUCCAAGCCCAGCACAGAAACCAUGGGCAUGGAUCAAAGAAACUGGUUAGAUCUUCCUGAUGAUGUUACAACAAACAUACUCGAUAGGUUGAGCGUAGUUGAGAUUCUUGAGAACGCACAGAAGGUGUGCACUGCGUGGCGUAAAAUCUGCAAAGACCCGGCUAUGUGGAGAGUUAUCGACAUGGAAAAUCUUCAAGGUUUGGCUAACCCUCGUGCACUUGAGAAGAUGUGUAUGAAUGUGAUUGAUCGGAGUCAAGGCCAGCUUGUUGAUUUAAGCAUCGAACAUUUUCCUACUGAUGAUUUGAUUGAAUUCCUCGCUCAAGGCGAAAGAUCAAGUCAGCUCAGGCGUCUUCAAAUUUCAUAUUGCUAUGGUUCGUUGCAUAAAUCUUGGAAUGACUUAUUUAGAAAGGCUCCGAUGCUGGAGGAAAUUGCUCUUACUUUCACUACUAUUUCGGAGGAGACUGUUGCAGAAAUUAGUCGAUGUUGUCCCAUGCUCAAGUCAUUCACAUAUAACAAUCAUGGUUGGAGGCAUAGCAUAGGGAUGGAUGCUGCAGAUGACUUUGUUAUAUCUGUUGCAAAAGGCAUGCCGCAGUUACUCCACCUACAGCUCACUGGCAAUGAAAUGUCAAACAAGGGUUUACAGGCGAUUCUGGAUGGUUGUCCUAACCUUCAGUCCCUUGAUCUACGUGGAUGCUUCAGCAUUAAACUUUACGACAGUUGUGGAAAGCUAUGUAAGGAACGAAUCAAGAACUUGAGGCUCCCCCGUGACUCUAUGAUAGGCCACAAAGUUGCACCCUACGAUAGUGAAGAUGAGUAUGAAGAUUAUCUCUGGGAUGGUUAUGUUGGGCUUUAUGACGAUCUUUUGGAUGAUGUUGGUGGUGGCUUUGAUGAUGAUGAUGGUGGCUUUGGACCUUUUGGUGGUUUUGCUGAUGGCGUUGCAGAUUAUUACCAUCUCCUCUGAAACAAAGCUUAAAGCUUAAGCUUAAAGCUUAAGCUUAAAGCUGUGUUAUCUGCAACUCUGCCCUAGCAGUUCUCUUGUUAUAAGCCACCAUGUUAACUUUGCUUAAAUUUUCCUUUUAAAACUCAUGUGAAGACAGUGUUUUCCUAUGUAUCCCUUUGUUUUGUUCAGUCUUUAGUUUCUGAAUUCUGAAUCGGAAGUGAAAGGAUUUGAGUCCAUCUUUUGUUGGUAUUUUAUUUCUCAAGUGGAAUUCUUAAGUGGGCUUAUUACUGUUUUAUUAGAAAAAAGUGUUUUACUAGUGCAAACGUUUAACCAACACAUUGUUUCCCAGCCGUUGGAUCGAUGAUCCGACGGCUGAGAUAAAAGAAUUUUUUUCCCGUAUUUCGCGCUUUGUUUUCCGCGGAUAUUGGGCCUUCCGCACAUAAUUUACGCGGACACUGCUGUCCACCCGCAUUUAUUUUGCUCUAGCUCUUCUAAUUAUAGUUUACUAACUUGAUGAGUUUUCAGGGAUCGUCAGUGCUGAUAGAUGCUGGGGAUAGCUUAGAUUCUAACAAGUGACACAUAAUGAACUAUUGUAUAUUAAGUUGUCUCUACAAGAUCAAGGAAGUUUGAAAUUUUGUGUAUGAAAUUACCAUCUAUUGAGUUAUCGCUAUGAUUUUAAGAGAUAUCGAUCCCUCUUUUGUGACAUGUUCAUGCAAAAGCCCAUUACCCUGUUUGGGGAUUAGGGGUUAGCGACUAUCUGUUCGUGGAUUGAAUUUUUUUGGCUAGUGGAUUGAAUUAGCGGUUUCUUGUAAAACUGGUUGGUAAAUAGUUGUUGGAUUAGUUUUUUAUGACAAAUACUAAAACCUCUAACCCAAUAAGCUCCUCAAAGUAGCUUUUUGAGCCCAAACCUCAGCGGAUUGAAAUGGCCAAACCUCUGAAACACCCCGAACCUCUAAUUUUACCCCAAACCUCUAACUUCCAAACACGGCCAUUGGUUUAUUCUUUCGUAGCACUUACACGUCGAACAGAUUUGAAAUGGCUUCAAGUAUCCUAUUACAUUUUUGUGUUUAUCCUUCCAUCACACUAGCAUGUAGUAAUUUCGUUAACCAAUUCUAGUUAACUUUAAUGUCAUAUAAAUUCUGAUAAAGAGUUAUGGAUAUUAAUGUCAAAUUUAAAUGUAUGCUCAUGCGCAUUUUGUAUAAACGUCAUUCCGUGCUAAAGAUGUCAAUACUCUAGAUAGUUCUAAAACCGACCUCACGAUUAUCGUAUUUUGUAUAAACAUUUGUGCGUGCUAAAAACCCGAUAUUCUUAUUAUAUAUUUUGUACCAUUUGAGGCAUUUUGAAACCCCCCAAAAAAAUUGAAAGAUGUCUAAAAGUGAUGAAGAAGCAGAGCUCCGGAGAAAGCAAGAAGAAGCUCUCGAAGUCAAAUCUCUCCGCCAGAUCAUCAGCACCUAUCUCAAUUAUCGAAAGGCUGCAGAUGAGGGCGUUAAAAGGUAUGAAAGAUCUUUUAGAAGGCUUGAACCAUCCCAUAAGGCUCUCCUGUCCCACCUUCCUUUAAAAUAUCGAAGUCUAAGAAGGUGUAUAGCUAAGAAUUCUUAUUUUAUAUACGAAAUGCUAAAGAUGUAUAUUCCUUCCGUACCUGUCCUGAACCUGAUGAAUAAUUCAGCAUUUCAACCUCCAAUAGAUUUGAGCAAAGACCUUGACAUUGGUGAACAAGAUUCCCAGAAUACCAGUGAAACCGAAAAUUCUUCUUGGGGGUCUGCAUCAGGAUGCGAUGAGGCUAUCAGCGGAGAUGAGGGGAGCGGAGUAUCCAGAUCCCCUAAGGUGUCUUCAUCUCCUGAUUGGUUGGAUCCAUCAUUCCAGUUGCAUGUUCCUCUAGCUGAUGUGGACAAGGUUCAAUUUGUUAUAAGAAAUAUUGUAAGAGAUUGGGCUGCAGAGGGACAACAAGAACGUGACCAGUGCUAUAAGCCUAUUCUUGAAGAGCUUAAAUUACAAUUUCCUAACCGUAGUAAAAGGAGCCCUCCUGCAUGUUUAGUUCCUGGUGCUGGACUUGGUAGACUGGCUUUGGAAAUUUCCCGUCUUGGUUUUGCAAGCCAAGGAAAUGAAUUUUCAUACUAUAUGAUGAUCUGCUCAAGUUUUAUUCUUAACCAAACUGAAAGGGCUAAUGAAUGGACUAUCUAUCCUUGGAUUCAUAGCAACUGCAACUCACUUUCUGACAGUGACCAGCUUCGGCCUGUUUCGAUACCAGAUAUUCACCCAGCCAGCGCAGGAAUAACUGAAGGUUUUUCCAUGUGUGGAGGUGAUUUUGUCGAAGUUUACAGUGAUCCAAGCCAACUGGGGGCCUGGGAUGCAGUUGUAACCUGUUUCUUUCUUGAUACAGCGAGCAACGUUGUUGAAUAUAUUGAAGUGAUUUCAAAAAUUCUAAAAGAGGGUGCUGUUUGGAUAAACUUGGGUCCCCUGCUUUAUCACUUUGCGGAUGCUGGAGAUACUGUUAUGUCAAUUGAACUUAGCUUGGAAGACGUGAAAAAAGCUGCUCUUCAUUAUGGAUUUCAGUUGGAGAAAGAACAGACAAUUCAGACCACAUAUGCUACAAAUCCUCGGUCGAUGAUGCAUAACCAGUACCACAGUGUAUUUUGGACGAUGCGAAAGGGAGCGGGGGCAAAGCUGCUUCCUUGAUCAAGGCUAAAUUGCUCUAGAUUAGUAUCAGAUUGGAAUGUGUUUGCUGGAGACUUUUGGUGCAAGUUAAUUGCAGUGUUGGCUCAGCUGAUGACCACUGUGUUGAAUGCUAAGCCUGUAGAUUAACAAUCUUAAUAGGUUAUUUGCACAAAUAAUCUGAAUAAAAACAGACCAAAACUAUAAUUAGUCUGACUUCUCUUUCCUUUCUCCUUUCUGUUUAUAACAGAAUACAUUAGGGGAGAGUACUUUUUCUGAGGGAAAAGUUUAGACCAAAAAUAAGUCUGACUCCUCUUUUUUUUUUUUUUUUGAUGGUUAGCAACAGGGUUGAAGAU
Daucus carota subsp. sativus is the source of this 4366-nucleotide messenger RNA. RefSeq lists its product as uncharacterized. The record is from RefSeq and is a predicted model, not a curated record. Gene Ontology annotation, molecular function: S-adenosylmethionine-dependent methyltransferase activity. Lineage: Eukaryota; Viridiplantae; Streptophyta; Magnoliopsida; Apiales; Apiaceae. The transcript is spliced from 19 exons. Bases 2724 to 4034 code for a protein of 436 amino acids.